Messenger RNA from Phodopus roborovskii (desert hamster), 1524 nucleotides. RefSeq names its product cell division cycle associated 7 (gene Cdca7). Gene Ontology annotation, biological process: regulation of DNA-templated transcription. The transcript has 10 exons. The record is from RefSeq and is a predicted model, not a curated record. Bases 64 to 1287 code for a protein of 407 amino acids. Gene Ontology annotation, cellular component: nucleus. Lineage: Eukaryota; Metazoa; Chordata; Mammalia; Rodentia; Cricetidae.
CCAAGUGCUUGUGGAGUCCGAAGACCUGUCCCCGUUCCUGGUGCCUGGGUACCCACCGCCAGCAUGGAGGCUCGCCGCGCGCGGCAAAACGCUCUCAAAGUAAAGAACUUAAAGAAUGUCAGAUAUAUGAAGUUGAUUUCCAUGGAAACAUCGUCAUCCUCUGAUGACAGUUGUGACAGCUUUGCUUCAGAUAAUUUUGCAAACACAAAACCAAGGCCAGAUGUCACUAACGAAUUGGCCAGCAUUUUUCAUGCCGACUCAGAUGAUGAAUCAUUUUGCGGUUUUUCAGAGAGUGAGAUACAAGAUGGAAUGAGACUGCAGUUGGACAGGGAAGGCUGCAGGACUCGAAGUCAGUGCCAACACUCCGGACCACUCAGGGUAGCCAUGAAGUUCCCAGCACGAAACACCCGGCGGCCAGCCAACAAAAAAGCAGUCCCCUCAAAACCCUCUGAGAACUCUGCAAACGAUUCCCAGUCUGACUCUGAAGAGGAAGAUGGCAUGAACUUUAUGGAGAAAAGGGCUCUAAAUGUAAAGCAAAACAAAGCAAUGCUUGCAAAACUCAUGUCAGAAUUAGAAAGCUUCCCUGGCUUAUUCUCUGGAAGACAUUCCCUCCCUGGCCACAGAUCCAAAGGUUCAAAGCCACCUAGAAGGCGCACAUUCCCAGGUGUGGCUUCCAGAAGAAACCCGGAACGGAGAGCUCGACCUCUAACCAGGUCAAGGUCCCGGAUCCUGGGGUCUUUGGGCGCUCUGCCCACGGAGGAGGAAGAGGAAGAAGAAGAAGAUAAGUACAUGCUGGUGAGAAGGAGGAAGUCUGUGGACAGCUACAUGAAUGACGAUGACGUGCCCAGAAGCCGUCGCCCUGGAUCCAUGACUCUUCCACAUAUAAUUCGCCCAGUAGAAGAAGUUACAGAGGAAGAGAUCAAGAAUAUUUGCAGCAACUCUAGAGAGAAGAUCUACAACCGAUCACUGGGUUCCACUUGUCACCAGUGUCGCCAGAAAACCAUUGACACCAAAACAAACUGCAGAAACCCAGAGUGCUGGGGCAUCCGGGGCCAGUUCUGUGGUCCCUGCCUUCGAAACCGCUAUGGCGAGGAGGUCAAGGAUGCUCUGCUGGACCCGAACUGGCACUGCCCACCCUGUCGAGGAAUCUGCAACUGUAGCUUCUGCCGCCAACGAGAUGGACGGUGCGCCACGGGAGUCCUGGUGUAUUUAGCCAAGUAUCAUGGCUUUGGGAACGUGCAUGCUUACUUGAAAAGUCUGAAGCAGGAGUUUGAAAUGCAAGCCUGAAGAUUGGCCACCUGCCUUUGGGCUUCUCAAGGCUCUCUUGUUCUUGAUAUUGUCGUUGAUGGAAACCUGAAUAAGAAUCUUGGUGAGCAGUCUGUCUUAGAACGUGGUCAGGUUAAUGUUGUUAGAGUCAUACUUGUUUCUGAAACAUCAUGGAAGGCAUACUUCUAGUUACAUUUGAGCUACUGUAGUUUCCCAAAGCUUGCCCUGGCCCUACCUUGUAGCUUCUCUACUCCCGUG